AUGAGCGUGCCCCAAGGAAGCAGGUGUGGCGGCCGACCGCGAACCAAGGCCCAGGUCACCGAGGCGCCGGCCCGCAAAGCGACCCGGCCACGCCGCGUCCAGACGCCGGCAAGGCGGCCACCCAGUGCGGAGCUGACACCGGCAAAGCGGACGCCAGCACCGUUGGCACCCGGCGACCGUCCGCCGAAAUCACCGGCCAAAAGGUUGGCGGAAGCAGCAGCUUUGACCGCAGCACCGGAUUUGGGGAACCCAGCACCAGCGACACGCAAACCGGCCCCAAUAUCGGCGGAGGCAGUGGCAGACGCGGCCUGGGCCAGUCACUGCAAAUCACCAUCACCGCAGCCACAGCCGACCAGGACACUGGCCGCCGCCUGCACGGUGGAUCACGCGGACAGAACGGACCAGGCGGACACCAUCCCGUACACCUUGGCGGAUGGAACAGUAGUCCAGAUCUACACCCGCAUAAAACGACAUCGUUUUACCCGCAAUGGGCGCAGAUGGACACUAAACUUGGACGACAAGGGAAGGGUCAUCCGCUGCGUCUGCACAGAGGUAAUUUUCCUGGCCAUCCACAUAUUUUGCGUGACCAGCCGAAUACGCCUGGUCUCCCCGGAGGAGGAGGGAUCGCAGUCUUCCUUUGGACUGCACAGCGGUCCACCGAUUCCACCUCCGCCACCGUCGAUAGGAACGAUAUCCGCAGGAUCAUCCGCUCCGCCUUCUCCGCCACCACCUCCGACACCUUUCGGCGGAGUACCUGCACUGCCGCCUCCGCCACCUGGAAGCAUACCUGCUGCACCACCGCCACCUCCGCUCAUUGGAAUACCUGGAGCACCUCCUCCGCCUCCGCUUCCGGCAGGAACCGUACCGACAGCACCUUGUCCUUUACCUAUACCUCCGGAGGUUGGAACCCUGCAAGCAGAGCGUGUAUGA
Osmia lignaria (orchard mason bee) is the source of this 930-nucleotide messenger RNA. NCBI's taxonomy places the organism in Eukaryota, Metazoa, Arthropoda, Insecta, Hymenoptera, Megachilidae. The record is from RefSeq and is a predicted model, not a curated record.